GGAAAGUUAAUAAUACGAGCUACCUACAGUAUACUGCUAGUUGUUGACACUGAGUCACUGACAAACUAUCCAAUUAUUACUCAUACUUACGAGACACCGCAGCUGAUAGCAACAGCUGAUAAGUACUCCAUAGACAGGACGAAUCAUCAGGAGCCAACAAGGCCUAAGCAUCAAGAGGUUUCUUCACAAGCCGAAGCCAUAGUGCCUGAGGAACCUAGGCAAGGAGUAGAAGCAAGCAAGCUCAUGGCGAUUCCCAAGGUCGACCUGCGCGCGCUGGAUCCCAGCAGCCCUGGGUGGGCCUCAGCCCGUGCUGCGGUGACCGCGGCCAUGCUGGAGAACGGCUGCGUUGUCGCCGCGUGCGACACGCUCGGCCCGGGGCUCCGGCGGGCCUUGUUCGAGCGUGCCAUGCCGGAGCUCUUUUCGUUCCCUGCCGAGACCAAGCAGCGGAACGUCUCAUCCGACGCUGCGCUGAGGGGCUACGUCGGGAAGCUUGCCGGCCUCGACUUCGAGAGCUUUAACGUCGCAGCGGUCACGGAUCCCAGCAGUGUCCGCGACUUCAGCAGUAUCUUCUGGCCGCGAGGCAACCCGGAAUUCUGCGACACAGUUAUCUCGUUCGUCAGUACCCUGCUCAAACUGGAGCAUACGGUGGAGAAGAUGACCCUGGAUGGCCUCGGCGUCCGGGAAGAGAACAUUGCCGGCCACCGCCAGACGCUCACUCACAGCCUUCGCCUGUCACACUACAGCGUGCCAGAGGAGCCGAAGAUGGGCGUGACCCUGCCAAGGCACACUGAUCCUAGCUUCACGACGGCGAUCGUGCAGCAUGAGGUGGAAGGCCUCGAGGUGCAGGCCAAGGAUGGGAGCUGGAUCACCAUCCCUCCCGAGGCGGACACGAUCACCAUCAUCGCCGGCGACCUACUCACAGUGGUAACAAACGGGAGGGUACCCGCGUGCAUUCACCGUGUGAAAACGGCGAGCAAUCGCGAACGCUUCUCGGUGCUGUUCACCGCCGUGGCAAAGAACGGAGCUGUAUUGAGUCCCAUGGAUGAACUUGUCGACCGGGACCAUCCUCUGAUGUACAACCCCUUGAAGACAGAUGAGUACGUGGUGUUCCGUUACUCGGAGGAAGGGCUCAAGGUAAGCAAUCCAUUGGAGGAGUUCUGCGGAGUGCACAAGAGUGGAUCGUCCACGGAGUGAUCGUAGCCCUACUCACAAUGUCAUGUGGCUACGAUCUGUCCCUAGAGUUGUUGCUUUUAAUUUCCUACUUUCUGAUCAAUGAAUGGCAAAUAUCACAUAUGUAAUGAAUAAAAUGUUCCUUGUUUAUGUAUUGUUCUCAUGGGGGAAUAAUGUUGAGAAAACUAUUUUGUACCAUAAUUUCAGACA
This is a messenger RNA of Panicum hallii, 1380 nucleotides long. RefSeq names its product probable 2-oxoglutarate-dependent dioxygenase AOP1. The annotation marks the transcript as partial. The transcript is spliced from 4 exons. NCBI's taxonomy places the organism in Eukaryota, Viridiplantae, Streptophyta, Magnoliopsida, Poales, Poaceae. Gene Ontology annotation, molecular function: dioxygenase activity. The record is from RefSeq and is a predicted model, not a curated record.